Eucalyptus grandis is the source of this 4169-nucleotide messenger RNA. RefSeq names its product leucine-rich repeat-containing protein 1. The record is from RefSeq and is a predicted model, not a curated record. The coding region runs from base 1781 to 3715 and encodes 644 amino acids. NCBI's taxonomy places the organism in Eukaryota, Viridiplantae, Streptophyta, Magnoliopsida, Myrtales, Myrtaceae. The transcript is spliced from 5 exons.
CUGGAGCUGAUAAAGUUGGGCCCCGCCACUCCGGAAGACUUUCAUUGGCUUGACUCGUCCAAGUCGUCGCUCUUCAUUUUCCCUUUCUGUGCCGAGACAAAAGUGGACACAUCCGCGAAAUUACAGGCGAAAGCGCAUUGCCAUUCUCCUGCCUCCGGCGAUUCGCUAUUUCCUCUCGAGGAAUCCCAGAUCAGAUUCAGAAAGAAGACUUUACAUCUCGCUCAGAUCACAUCCGGUCAAGAUUUUGAGCUCCUAAAGGAGGAUGGAGAGAAAGUGGGACUCACCUGGCCCAUCGACGAUGUCUGCCUCUGUCGAUGACGGUGAUUCGUCCUCGGGGGCUGAAUUCGAGGUGUUCUUGAGUUUCAGAGGCCCCGACACCCGCCUCACCUUCACCGAUUCCCUCUAUCACACCCUAGUUAAAGCUGGGAUUCGUGUUUUCAGAGACAACGAAGAGAUCCGACAGGGCGAAAAGAUUGGAGACAAGCUUUUGCAUGCCAUCAAAUCCUCCAAAAUAUACGUGCCCAUCUUCUCUAAGAACUACGCAUCCAGCAGGUGGUGUCUUCGUGAGCUCACCCAAAUGGUGGAUUGCUGGAGCAAAGCGAAAGAUAAAAUGAUCCUACCUAUUUUCUUUGAUGUGGAUCCCGAGGAUGUGAAGCUCGAAACUAAAUUGUACCUCGAUGCUCUGGGGGAGCACGAGGAGAAGUUCGACCACGAGGUUCCGCAGUGGAAGAAGGCUCUGACCGAGGUCGCAAAAAUGAGAGGAUCGGACUUGAAGAACAAAGGCUAUGGUGAAAUCAUCAACGAUACCAUGGACGAGAUUAUGACCAAGCUAAUGAAAAGAAGGAUAAUUCUACCCGAAUAUUUAGUCGGGAUUCAUGAUCGAGUGGAAGCUAUAAUGGACUUGUUAAACAAAGGUUCUCGUGAUACCCGUUACCUAGUCAUCCAUGGAAUGGGCGGUAUCGGUAAGACAACUCUCGUAAGUGCCAUCUUUAAUCGAAUCUCCAAUCAAUUUGAAGGCUAUAGCUUCCUCUCGGAUGUUCGCGAAUCUGCACAGCGUGGUAGAAUUAUUGACUUGCAAAAGCAGUUGUUGUCAGAAAUUCUCCAAGGCCGAUCUCCAGAGAUCCACAAUUCCAUUGAUGUAGGGAUUAACAUAAUUAGAGAAAGGUUUCGUCAUAAGAAAGUCCUGCUUGUUAUUGAUGACGUGGAUAAAUGGGAUCAACUCUCUAAACUAGCGGGAAAGAGCGAUUGGUUCGGUCCAGGGAGCAAAAUCAUCAUUACAACGAGGACAUCAACUUUUUGCCAAUCAAAGAGGAGGAGGAGGAAGAGGGUAGUUUCCAAGCACAUUCUAAAGAAUUUGAAAUCUAUGACAUGAAAGAAAUGGAUUCUUCUCAUGCUCUUGAGCUUUUUAGUCGACAUGCCUUAGGGAUGGAUUUCCCACCACCUCAGUAUGAAGAUAUCUCACGCAAAAUUACCUACAAAACAGGUGGACUUCCAUUAGCUCUUGAGGUUAUUGGUUCCUCACUUUUCGGCAAAAACAAAACAAUAUGGAAAGACACAUUGAAGAAAUUACAUUCGAUGCCCAAGCAGGAAGUCUUCGUUAAAUUAAAGAUUAGUUAUGACAUGUUAGAUGAUGCUCAAAGAGAGAUCUUUCUUGACAUUGCAUGUUACUUCAUUGGAAAAGACAGACUCUGCCCAUUCUAUAUGUGGAAAGCUUCUGGCUAUUUCCCAAAGACCGAUCUACUUGUCCUUACUCGUAUGUCUUUGAUAAAGAUAGAGGAAGAUGAUACGCUAUGGAUGCAUGACCAACUUAGAGAUCUUGGAAGAGAAAUUAUUCGACUUGAAGAGUGAUCCUGGAAAGCGUAGCAGGUUGUGGAUGCCCGACAAUGCCUUGAAUGUGGUUCAGCGGAAACAGGCAUCAAACAAAACCGUAGCCCUCAAACUAACAGGACUCUCCAAAGUACCGAAUAUCACGAGUGAAGAAUUUUCAAAGCUACCCAACUUAAGAUUCAUGGAUUUAGACGGUGGGAACUUGAUAGGGGACUUUAAGAAUCUUCUCUCCAAAUUAACAUGGUUCUCUUGGAGAAAUUGCCCCUCGAAAUUAGAAGCAAAGAACUUAUGUCUUGAGAAACUAGUCGUGCUCAAGCUUUCAACAACUGUCUUCGGAGAUUGGAUGGGAUGGGAGCAAUACAUGGUGAGCAAUAACUUGAAAGUUAUACACAUCACUUCUCAAACUAUACUGGAAAGGACUCCUGACCUCUCGAAAUGCAAGAAUUUGAAAAGAUUGGUUCUUCAAUGUUUUUCAGCCAUGCCAGUGAUUGAUGGCUCUCUCUCUAAACUGGAGCACCUAAAGCACUUGGAAAUCAAAGGUUCAUCUUUGCCAAAAAGCAAAAAAUGCAGCUCCUUACCUUCCACAUUUGGUGGUCUAAGAUCCCUAUCAAAACUAGACUUAGAAGGUAUGAAUGUUGAAGAAAUUCAUCAUUCCAUUGGGGAGAUGAUGCAUUUGAAGUAUUUGUCUUUCGGUAAUUGUUUGCUUAGAAAAGUUCCAGACUCCAUUGGAAAAUUGAAACUAUUGGUUGAAUUGGACUUGCGUGAAACGGAAAUCACAGAAUUGCCUCAUUGUAUUGGAGAUCUUAAAAAGUUGACAAAGUUGAGGCUUCGUGGGACUUUGAUAAAAAAGCUACCGAACUCAAUAGGAGGGCUAGAGUCCUUAAUUGAGCUAAAUUUGUCGAAUUUGGAUAUCGUAGAAUUACCUACUAGUAUCGGUAAUCUCAAAAAUUUGGAGAGUUUAGAUCUAAAAGGGAGUGCAAUAAGAGAGCUACCGGAGACCAUAGGGAUGUUGGAGAAUCUUAAGAAAUUGGAUGCCUCAAUGUGUGGAAAUCUGGAGGGGGAAAUUCCAAAUGAAAUUGGGGCUCUAUCCUUUUUAAGGAGGCUAUGUCUAAGGAAGAGCAAGAUUAGGAGGCUGCCAAUAUCUAUGAAUCGGCUUUCCCAUCUCCAACAACUCGAUUUAUAUGAGUGUGAUAAACUUGAACAAAUUUCAAAUCUCCCCAUGAGUUUGGAAGAUUUAUAUUUCCCAUCUCAUUUAUUGUGGACAGCCAUUGACCUCUCAUACCUAACUAAUUUAGUCAAACUUUUUAUAAGCAAAGGCACUCCUCAACUGUCAGAAUUUGGUGAUGGGGCUCCAAAUACAAAGUGGAUCAAGCGAUUAUCAACACUGAAACAUUUGGUGCUUUACAUGAAAGAUGUCACAUCUUGUCUUAUCGAUUUGGCUACUCUUUCUCGGCUUCGAAGUCUUGUAGUGACUUGGAUUGACCACCGAUCAUCGAUAGUGUUUCCGUCCAAUCUUAGUGGAUUACAUCUAUACGAUCUCAGGUCACCGGAGGUGAAAUUAGACUAUGUGCUUGGACAGCAGUUGGAGAAACUUCGUACUUUGGAAGUGAACUCCAGUGAAUUGCUUGAGAGGCUAUUGGGUUUUCCGAUAUUAAAGGGGCUCAAGGGAUUGAGUGUGGCUGAUUGCCCAAGGCUAAAGGAGAUUCAAGGCGUGGAGAAAUUGGAAUCGCUAGAGUCUAUACAAAUUGCGAGUUGCAAAUCCCUAAAAAGGUUCUCUGGCCUAUCAGAAUUAAAGAAGCUGCGGCUAUUAAACUUGAUUGGUUGUCCAUCGCUAGAUUUGCCUGAUCUACCUCUUCAGACACGUGUCAAUGAUUGGAGAAAGGAGUAGCAUGGCAGUGGUUCGUAUCAAACAGAAGUACGAGAUGUUCCGUCCGCACUUGGGACACCACGGAGGAGGUGAACAUAAACAAGUCGCGUCCUGGUUUUGAUCCUGUCGGACUCUAUAUGAUUUAUAUAUACGGAUUCCACCAUAUGCAUGCUUGAAAUAGAUUAACUGCAAUAAUUAGGUGAUAAUGUUAUGUAAUCGCCAUAAAUAUAGAGCGAAAACCUGCGCAAAGUUUGAGGUCCGCUCUCUUGGUUCACAAUGUUGAUCUGUUGCUGUUCUUUUCGAUUCCUCUUCAUUCUUAUCUGUGCAAAGAAGAUAUUGUGGAAUACAGAAAAGCACUCAAAUUCGAAACGGGUCUCGUAAUUUGGAGGUCAUGAGGCAUCAAGAAAAAUGAAACACCGUUGAUUAAUGUGAGCUGCUUCUGCAUGAACUUGUCGAGUACGUAUGUAUAUAUGAC